AUGGAAACCGUGGACGUUGGCAAGCGAUCGCGCCUGGGUGGCUGCCACCUCUUUGACCACGUUGGUGACCCAAACGGCGCUGAAGAAUUGGAGCUUGAAGACGACGAUCACGACAACACCAACCUCGAUGGCGACGAGCCUAAUAUCCCCGCACCCGUUGAACGUUCACCAUCUCCUACUGUCGCACCUGUUGUUGAGGCUGAGGCUCACACUGACCAUCCGCAUGAUAUCCCACAAGCGAAGAAGCCGUCGAGGGCUCGAACUGUCCCCACACGCUCUCGCGCCUCCCCAGAACCAGGCCCUCGCUAUCACAUGCAGAUGCCAGAGGUUUUCACAGCGCAACUAGCAGAAACGUCUAAACGCGAGGAAGAACAACGCCAGCGUCGUGCUGAUGAGAUCGAGGCGCAGAAUCGUGCGCGGUACCAUACAGUUGUUUACUCUUGGGUAAAGGACGGCGUUCAACCGAACGUGUUCGAGUUCCAGUCAGGGACAUCAUCGUUCACAUGGCCCCACCUAUCACUCGAUCAUGGAGUCAUAUCCCUGAUGGGACUGGCCGCUGCCAGCAUUGAUGGAGGGGUGGGUGCCGCCUCCAUCAUUCACAUAUGGAACCAUCAGCGACGAGAGUGGCGAGGUGUGCAGCCAGGCUACCUUGUCACUGUCAUCGAAGGCCAGCCUGUCCUCCUCAGGAACACGAACGUAACUCAGUGUGUGGACCUCGAUAGCUGUAUCCGAAGCAUCAACGACUCCCCACCUAACCUUCGCUCUCACUUGGCUGCCGAUCGCGCUGCAGUCCGUGAGGAGCUGCGCCAGCAUCAUAACGUUUUGCCCGCACCCAACGAAGUUCUCUUCCACGCUCAUUCUCGUUCUCAGCCUCAGCCACAGAUGGGCACCUUGCCGUCUGAGUUGGAGGUCGAGGCCCUGUUGCUAUCAAAGGGCAAGGGUAAAGUCAAACCUUCCUCUCAAGCCUCACCUAGUCCUCCUCCUUCCAGACAACCCUCCGCAUCAUAUUCAGGAUAUUCCAUUCCAUCGUUCGGCACACCGUCUCCGCCCCCGAAAUUUUCCAUUGUUCGCCGUCGUCGCAGUCCACGCAGUCCCAGCUCCAGCCCACCUCGUACUCGUCGCAAACCCCUCGAACGGGCCACUGCACGUCCUUCAGUAGGUUCUUCAACGGCACAUCCUUCCAUAUCCGGAGGCACGCUCUCCGAUCCAAUCGACGUGGACGAUGUCAAAGUCUGGCCGGGUGAUUUCUACGCAUGUGAUGUUGCCAAAGGAUUCAGACUUUGCGAGACGAUCAGCAAGCGCCGCCAAGGUGUUGGCGCUGUGUUCCAGAAGAUGUUCGGAGUCCCUUACGCUAGCACGACAUUCCAUGCUCACAAGAAGCGUUGGGCAGAUGCGCCCGCCAACAUCACGGACAAGUUUAUUAAGGCUGGACGAACAGAAGAGGGUCUGUGGUCGAAGUUUAUGAUAGAGACACGUUAG
Molecule: messenger RNA, 1479 nt
Organism: Suillus clintonianus
Lineage: Eukaryota; Fungi; Basidiomycota; Agaricomycetes; Boletales; Suillaceae
Exons: 3
Coding region: 1-1479 (492 amino acids)
Source: RefSeq, a predicted model, not a curated record